AUGAAGUGCCAGAAAGCCUUUAGGCUUGACACGAUCUCGGCGGCCCUGGGGAACGACCCCAGUAAUGAGGCAACAUGCAGAAUGAGACUGGAUGCUAUACUGGUCGAGUGUGGGGCCCAGGAGCUGGUCCGAGUUAAGAGUGAAAAGCAGAAGGAUGAAUGGCUUGACCCAAAGCCUAUCUCCUUAACUGCUGAGACAAACCUCCAGCUCAAAGUUACCUACAAAAAGGAGGAGAGAAUGCUGAAUGGUCAGUCCGAUUACACCAUUUGGUACGAUGACCAGACAAUGGGCACCAACCUCGUGAUAAUUGAGGCCAAGAGGCAGCUAGCACAUAUGCUAGCCAUUCCGCAGUGCCUGGCCUAUAUGGCCAUGGUACAUUCUAUCCGGAAAACUGAAGGACUUGAGAACAGCAUCGUAUUUGGAUGCUGUUCUGACAGUUUUCACUUUGUCUUUCUGCGGAUAGACAACGAGGGAAAGUACCCACAGUCCCGGUCGAUUGGAUGGGCAGGAAUUCCUCGCGAUCGCUCCAAGAUAUGGACGCACUUGUGCCAUAUCCUCGCAGCGGCGUCAGCGUCAUCACCAAGAUGUUCGCUGAAAACGGUUCGGAGGAUGAUUGACAAAUCGGCACAGGGGCGGGCCUACUACCGACUCCAGUAUGGGAGUCAGGAAGAUGAGGAGAUGAUCGACGGCCCCUAG
Molecule: messenger RNA, 696 nt
Organism: Rasamsonia emersonii CBS 393.64
Lineage: Eukaryota; Fungi; Ascomycota; Eurotiomycetes; Eurotiales; Trichocomaceae
Exons: 4
Coding region: 1-696 (231 amino acids)
Source: RefSeq, a predicted model, not a curated record